Messenger RNA from Prunus armeniaca (apricot), 231 nucleotides. The record is from the annotation of a GenBank genome assembly. NCBI's taxonomy places the organism in Eukaryota, Viridiplantae, Streptophyta, Magnoliopsida, Rosales, Rosaceae.
AUGGUGAUGAACAUGAUGAUGAUGGAGAUUAGAGAAGAAAACGAUGGUUGCUGUACGCCGAAACGCUGCGAGUUUCGGAUACCGGAGUCGGUGGCGCCGCCUCCCGCGCCGAAAAAGAAGGCGUAUUGGGCGGGGAAGAAGAAGCCGCAGCCGCCGAAGAACGGGUAUUUCAACCCGCCUGAGCUUGAGCUGCUGUUUGCAGUAACUCCAACACGCCAAGCUUUGGAUUAA